AUGCCGUUGUCGAAUCGUCGGCGUGCGCGCCGGAAGGAGAUUCAACUUCAGGAAACAUCCGAUGCAGAGGCACCGGACUCAUCGCCUAGUCGUCCGUCUGCGAAGAAGCGCAAGGUUGAUCGCCGCGCCUCACCUUCUCGAACUGCCAUCAAAGCGGCACCCGAAUCCGACGAUGACGAAGACUCCGCUGGCGAUCAUGAUCCGUCAACCCAUCAGGAUGUGGUCGACCUGGUGAUCUCAUACCUAAACACCCCGCGCGAAGAACUGCGCGUCACGCGCGAUUACUCCAACAACAAGAACGAAAACAAACAGAGUAUUCAAGCCUAUGCGAAAAUCGCCGGCCGCGACUGGACCUAUUACGUCAAAUCACUGCAUGUCAACAUCGGUCGCGAGCCGGACCGCGAGCAACAUCCCACUGAACAGUCCAGUCCGGUCACCAUUGCCGCUCGUUCGCUCCCGGAUGUCGAUGUGGAUUUAGGUCCGAGCAAAUUCGUGUCGCGGCUUCAUGCGGAGAUCUUCUAUGAUGGGAAACAGGCGCCGGCCUGGCAUAUUCGGGUGAAUGGUCGCAAUGGUGUUCGUCACAACAACGCGAUUCUCAAGCGGGGAGUCGAUGCGGUUUUGAAGUGUGGCGAUAUCAUUGAAGUUGCCAAUACACAGAUGAUGUUUGUGACGCCGGGUGAUGUCCCCAACAUUUACCCUCCCUUUAUCGAGCGCGCGCAGCGCAUUGCGAGUGGCCUUGAGCCGGAUCCGGCUUCCGUGGCUUGGGAUGCGUCGCAGCACUCUCACCCCCAAGCCUCACAGGCAACCGAGUCAGCCCGUCCUUCUUCAUCUGGUGGGCCUUCAUUGGCGCCUGCGCCGAACUUCCUCAAGCGCCAGGUUACGCCGCCUCCCCGGUCCCCGGAUACGGCGGGCGCGCGGACGGUCAAGCAGUCUCCGCUUUACAACCGAGGUAUGAUGAUGGAGAGUACCGAAGAGAUCGAUUACAGUCUAGAUGCGGCCAAGGAUCUCAAGCCGCCGUACAGUUAUGCCUCAUUGAUCGCGCAGGCUAUCUUCUCUAGCGAGGAGGAGAAGCUUACUCUCAAUAGCAUUUACAAUUGGAUCAUGGACCGAUAUGCUUUCUAUCGACACUCCCAGAGCGGUUGGCAAAAUUCCAUUCGUCACAACCUUUCAUUGAACAAGGCUUUCCAGAAAGUUCCUCGUCGUACUGAUGAGCCGGGCAAGGGAAUGAAAUGGCAGAUUGCCGCAGAAUAUCGUGACGAGUACCGAAAGAAACAAGCACGAAAGGGUAACCAGUCAUCGGCCCCGUCAUCGCCAGCAACCAAAGAGCCUCCUUCAUCAGCCCGUGCCGCUCAUAUCCCCUCAAUCGACACUUCAUUCCCCGCCACAGCUAAAAAGUCCCCACCCGUCUCAUCCCCGGGCUUCAGCUCAUUCUCCGUCGCGCCUGUAGAGGCCUUCACUCCAGAGCGUGGUUCUCGCGCUGGCCGUGGUCUCGGCUCCGACCACCCAUUGCGCCACAUGAACCCGCAAGGCUACGAGGAACCAUCACCUCUACCGGCUCGCACACGUAAUAGUACAUCAACGCAGGCGCCCAACACAAAUAACAACCUCAGCCAAGCAUACGGACUCUCGGACAAUGUAGCCGGGUCCCCACCAGUGCUCUCUUCAUCAUACUACGAUGACGGCCCUUCAUCAAUGAUCACACCCGCCCCUCAACGACAACAACCCCGCCUUCCUCCCCCAAGCACAGCACAGAUUCCCUCAAAGUUCAUGCCCAUGAGCUCACCCGCUCAGUUCUGGAAGUUUGCCGAUAUUGGCAGUACACCCGCACGCCCGGUUCCGGAUAUGAGUCCGCUGAAGGGCGAGCCCGAGGAUCGGAUCAUUGGCGGGUUUCCGAGUAGCAGCCCGCCUCCCCCGAACCUGGCUAGUCCCAGCAAGCCGGGUACGUCGAAUGGACUCGGUUCUAGCAGGACAUUGCCACCGCUGCAAUCUGAUGCUGGGGAUAUGGGUCCGGCACGGAAAGAAGAGGAGGAAGAGGAUGAUAAUGGCUUUGAUCUUGCUCGUGGAUUCCAACCUAUCGGUUCAUACCACCGACAGUUGAGCAAUGCCGCACGCGCCACAGCAACCUAG
Messenger RNA from Penicillium longicatenatum, 2127 nucleotides. Its product is annotated as putative forkhead transcription factor Fkh1/2. NCBI's taxonomy places the organism in Eukaryota, Fungi, Ascomycota, Eurotiomycetes, Eurotiales, Aspergillaceae. Gene Ontology annotation, molecular function: DNA-binding transcription factor activity, RNA polymerase II-specific; protein binding; RNA polymerase II cis-regulatory region sequence-specific DNA binding. The record is from RefSeq and is a predicted model, not a curated record. Gene Ontology annotation, biological process: regulation of transcription by RNA polymerase II. The transcript has 3 exons. The coding region runs from base 1 to 2127 and encodes 708 amino acids.